AGGAAAGAUCAGGCUCGCUGCUUGGGACUUUCUUAUAUACGCCCUUGUCAAGCUAGAAUCUAGAUAGCGUAUAGAAUUAAGUCCCUUAAUUAUAGCCAUUGUCAUAUGCAUUUGGGUAGACAAGGCAAGAGACUUGGAGAGAGAGAGAGAGAGAGAGAGGUGCUGCAAUAUAUAUAUAGGAAAGAGGCUCGCUGCUUGGGACCCUAUAUACAGACACAGUCCUCUGAUCUCCGUCCUCAGACUGGAAAAGGAUAAAUUUACUGCAAGGGCUUCAAACAUGAAAAACGAUGUUGAACAGGCAAGGGCAUCAAACAUGGAAGACGAUGAGUCAAGUGCUCCAAACAAGGGAAAAGGUAUUGAUGUAGGAAGUGAUUCAGACAUUGAUAAGGAUAUUAACAACUUAAGUGGUUCAAACAAAGGAAAGGAUACAGCAAGUACCUCAAGUAUUUCAAACCCGGAACUCAAAAUUGAGAUGACUAGCAAGAUUUUGGCACAGCUGCAUAAUAAGAUGGAAGGGCUGACCUCUCAACAGGACCGGGCUGAUUGCUGUAUAUAUAGGGUGCCCAAAUCGCUUCGAAGCGUAAAUAGGAAAGCCUACACUCCACUACUGAUUUCAAUAGGUCCUCUUCACCGCGAGACUAAAAGAAUAGAGGCCAUGCAAAAUCAUAAAUGGAGAUGUUUCAAAGAGUUUACUGAACAGGAUGGGAUGAAUGAGGACAAAAUUAGGGAUCUUGUGAUCAGCAUUCAGAAUAAAGAAAAGCAUAUCCGAGUCUGUUAUUCAGAGAAUUUCAACCGAAUCAGUAGCUGUGAUUUCAUAGAGAUGAUCCUGCUGGAUGCUGUCUUCGUCAUUAAGUUUUUGAACGAGUAUAAACAGCCUAAGCAUUUUGAGCCCAGGAUGUUGUUUGACAUACGAGAAGACUUGAUUCUACUUGAAAACCAACUACCUGUCUCCAUCAUUUGGGAUAUAUAUCAUGAGAUCAAUCGCGAUCUCCGAGAUACAACAUCGGAAGAUGCAACAUGGGAAUCUUUUCUUGAUCUUGUUAGCUAUGCUUUUGGAAAGCACGCAGGCGAUAUUGCUACGUUUCAUUUUGAAAAGCACAAGUUUUCACAAGUGGCGGAAACCAAACAGAGUGUAAAGGGAAGCAAGCAUUUCACUGAUUUACUAAGGAGUUUUAUGCAGAAGGGAUCUAUUGAACGACGUUAUAGUUUUAAUCCUAUCAAGCUGAAAUAUAGUGCGGUCAUGCUUCGCAAGGCAGGAGUGAAGUUUCAGGUCACCCAAGACAAAUGCUUGGUCAACAUAAAAUUUGAGAAAGGAGUGUUGAAAAUACCACAGUUGGAAGUUGAUCACAGCUUCGAACGUCUUGUACGAAAUAUCAUGGCCUUGGAGCAGUGCUGCUACCCGUCUCAAGCUUACGUAUGCAGUUAUAUAAAGUUUAUGGACCAUCUCAUCGACAGUGCAGAAGACGUGGGUUUGCUAGUCCGAAAGGGAAUCAUUCUCCACUGGCUAGGUGACGAUGCCGCAGUUUCAAAUAUGAUUAACAAGUUUUGCGAAAAUAUUGGUGACAAUUACAGUUGUUUUGGUCGUAUCUCUCGAAAGAUAAAUUCCCACUAUGAGAGCCGCUUUAACCAUACGAAAGCAACCUUGAAACUUAUAUAUUUCGCCAAUAUUUGGAGAGGUACGGCAACUGUUGCAGCAGCUAUCCUGCUGAUCCUCACUUUCAUACAGACUAUAAGUUCCGUAAAAUCGUUAUUCUAGGAUUUUAUCUUGUUUAGUUUCGUUGCUCCUAUGUAAUAAUGGAUUGGAUUGUUAUUGUUAAUUGCCUUUGAAAAAUGUUGUUAAAUUU
Populus nigra (black poplar) is the source of this 1844-nucleotide messenger RNA. RefSeq names its product UPF0481 protein At3g47200-like. NCBI's taxonomy places the organism in Eukaryota, Viridiplantae, Streptophyta, Magnoliopsida, Malpighiales, Salicaceae. The transcript is spliced from 2 exons. The record is from RefSeq and is a predicted model, not a curated record. The coding region runs from base 278 to 1756 and encodes 492 amino acids.